AAAGCGAGCUGAAACAAAUUCAGUCUGCUUGUUGUCGUGUGACUUGGUAGUACUGCUUGGCAAUGGCUCCGUCCCUCAACUUGUCCGACGACCAGCGGUUCGCCCUCAUGAAGUUGAGGAGAAACGUAUCGGACUGCAGUCAAUCACAACACGAUGACCUCUUCCUCUUACGUUGGCUUAGAGCACGCAAUUUUAACGUAGAAGCUGCUGAAAAAAUGCUGCGAGACUCCCUUAGAUGGAGAGACAAUUGGGAAGUGGAGAAGCUAAGAGACUGGGUACCUCCAGAGGUAAUGCAGAAGUACUACCCCAGUGGGAUAUCAGGAUAUGAUAAAGAAGGAGCUCCAGUAAUAAUUGUUCCUUUUGCUGGCCUGGAUAUGUGGGGAAUGAUGCACUGUAUUAACAAAAGUGAUUUCAUUAAAAUGACAAUCAAAACUCUGGAAAUGUAUAUGAGUAUAGCAAGAGAGCAAGCAGAGAAAUUUGGCAACGAAGCAUCUAAGCUUAUUUGUGUCAUGGAUAUGGAAAAUUUCAAUAUACGUCAGUAUGCUUGGAGACCAGCUGGAGAAGUUGUUGUAGCACUGGUCCAAAUGUAUGAAGCCAAUUACCCAGAGAUCCUCAAAGCCUGUUACAUAAUUAAUGCUCCGAAAGUAUUUGCCAUUGCUUUUGCCGUGGUAAAGAAUUUCAUGAAUGAACACACACUGAGAAAAAUCCAAAUCAUUAAGAGUGAUCCUCAAAAGUGGCAGCCCAUUCUGCUGGCAUCUAUUGAGCCUGACCAACUGCCAGCUCAUUUUGGUGGAACCUUAACUGAUCCAGAUGGGAAUCCCAGAUAUGCAACUAAAGUUGCUCAGGGAGGAAAGAUUCCAAAGUCUUACUAUACCAAAAAGACUGACAGCACAAGUCCACCACUAAAUGACACCUUCACAACUGUUGUAAUUAAGAAAGGUGAAAAACUGAAUCUACCAUUCAUAGCUCCAACAGAAAAUUCCAUAUUAAAAUGGGAGUUCCAAUCUGAAGGGCAAGAUAUCAAAUUUGGUAUAACUUGCCAAGAUAUCGAUGGAACAGAGUCUACAGUAGUGCCAGUCCACAAGGUUAAUAGCCACCAUUCAAACGAAAUUGGAGUAAUAACAUGUCCAACACCAGCUACCUAUACUGUGAUAUUUGAUAAUACCAACAGUUACAUUCGCAGCAAGAAGAUACACUACUCUAUUGCAAUGGUUUCCCCUUUGACAGCUAAGGAUGAUGAUACUGAGGAUGAUAAAAUAACAAUACAAGAAGGUUGAGAAAGAAAUUCAUUAGUAAGGUACCCGUGUACAGUGUUUUAUACUGGAAUUCACAACUUCAUUCCGUGGCCAAAUGAUUUUUAUACAUAUAUCAAUAACUACAGUGAAGAACUCUAUCUUCUGGGAUAUAAGGUUAUCACAUAGUCUGCUGAAUGGAUUACAAAGCGUUAUAUCCCAGAAAACAGAACUCUUCACAACCCAAAGAGAACCCAAAAUUCUAAAUAACUACAAUGUUCGGGAAACUGGAAGAAGGGUGAGAAUGAAAUGAAAGACAUACUACUGCACAAAAUGGCCAAUUACUUGUAUAUACAUAUUAUAGAAAUAUAUUGCAAAAACAUUCGUGAGAGAGCAGUACUGAAUAAUUAUGUAUUAUCAGCUGGCUAGAAUUAAGUGGCUUAUAUUUAUAGCAAAUUAAAUGAACUGAACUAAAAUCAGGGCAUAAUAAUUAAGAAACAAAAAGAUAAUAUUAAAUGAAUAUACAAAUCAUAAUGCAGUAGGUGUGAUAUUUGUUAAAACUCUUUGAAUAAAUUAUGUACAAAUAAAUAUUCUCAGGCCUUAAACUUGUAUGUCAGCUGGUGACAUGAUAUGUAUAUAGGUGUUACUAUUUUCAUAAAUGUAUUUAUCUACAUAAGAACAAUGCUGGGAAAUAUAUUUUCAAUGCUUUCAGAAAAUAUGUGAAAAUGCAAAUUAAAUGCUUCACAACUCUUUUUCAAA
This is a messenger RNA of Cryptotermes secundus, 1991 nucleotides long. RefSeq names its product SEC14-like protein 2. Gene Ontology annotation, cellular component: cytoplasm. The record is from RefSeq and is a predicted model, not a curated record. Lineage: Eukaryota; Metazoa; Arthropoda; Insecta; Blattodea; Kalotermitidae. The transcript has 10 exons. Bases 63 to 1277 code for a protein of 404 amino acids.